UUUACUGUGUCGAUUUAUAGUCUGAGCCAGAAGCCGUAUUAUCGUGAUCCGGGUCCGCUGGGUCUGUAAUGAAGGCUUCGUCUUAGGCCGAACUUCAACAUUAUAGUUACUCGUUUGGAUUACGAUGCCUCGAAAUACGUGUAUGGGGGACAUUCAGAAUACAUGUGGGGUAAACGUGUUGUUACCUCAUUUGUGAGGAUUUACAUUAUUAGAAUGGCCCUGACGUUCCUAAGAAGGACAUCAACGUGGUGUUCAAGCGUCAGCUUCUUAACCCUGACAACUAUAUGCUAGAGGAGCAGUACUGGCGUCCCCCGGGCAUGGCGGUGGUGGACGUCACGGGGAGGCUGAUCUACGACGGGGGCGGGGAGGGAGUGUCUGAAGGGGAGGUCGAGAUGGUGGAAGAGAAAUCAGAUGAACCCCAGACCUUCCAUAUAAGGGAAUUUGAGACGCCCGGGAGAAAAAUCAGCCGAGACGUUAGGGUCGUCAGUCAAGCAGACAAUGUAGGUCAAGGUCAGGUCGACCCUGGCGUACAGGUCUCUCAGGGCUACGGUGCUUCAGCCAAUCGAAACGAUCAGGUCAAACUACUGGAUCCAGGUAACCAGGCCUACCAUUCAGGUCAGGUGAACACUACAGGGCAGACAAAUCCGGUCAAGGACGCAGGAUAUGGUACCAAAGGGACAACAUUUUUAACGGUGCCUAACAGUGAGUCACAGACGUUACAUAUACGUGAAUUCGACGGACGUCAACGCAAAGUGAGUUGGGAUGUGAAGGUUCAGAACACCGCUCCGAACAUCGGAGACGACGGGUAUGGAACCGAAGGCACACAGCAUCAAAACUGGGUGAACGAUGAAGGAGAUCAAAGUGUUAUAGAUAGAGACCAAAUCCAAUUAUCAAAUGAAACGGGAAUUGUGUUGAAAUCAUUCAGAGGCAUUUUACAGGAAGAUCACGAAGGUGCAAUUACUGAGAGAACCAUUCACCUCGAUACAGGUAGAUCUCAAAGGAGUCUUCCAACAAGUUUGUACGGUAGAAAGUAUCAGGAUUAUUAUAAUUUCGACCAGCCGAAAGGCAGGAAAGUAGAUCCGAGGCGUUUUCAAGAUGAAAAACGUGCAACCAGAGCUUCCAUUUUGAAUAAAGCCGAGUCUUUGCUGAACGACAGACGAACGUCUGGAAUUAACGACAACUCGAGCGACGAUGAGAUCAAAUUUCCACAAAGGACUAAGCCGCGACGACGAAAUUCCCCUUUUAAACGGGGAGGCCAUGCUACGGACACUGAAGUCACGAUUAAAGCCAAACACCGAGAAAAGACGUUAACGUCACCGGAAGUUGACGCUGUUGUAACGCCAAGAUCUCUGAAGGUCAAGCCUGCGGUGCCAAAACACGUUUUUAAUGUACUCGCUCGGCCAAACAACGCACCAAAGCGUAAGGUCAACGUUGUGAAACGACCAAUCAAGAAAAAGGAGGAAGAGUUCCAUGAACCGCCAUCAAAUGGUCAAGAUGUCACCACCCCUGAAGAGGAAAACCUUUACGAGGACAUACAGCGACUAGAUUCCAGGGAGAAAGAGUUGGAGCGUCUGGAAGAUACAGCUGAAAAGGAAAGGAACAAAAAUACAAGAGAGAAGAAAACUCGUACAAAAUCUAACCUUGGCAAGUCCAAAAUCCCAGAAAGGAAGAGAUAUAGCUCCCGAGCUGUUGAGAGGAACAAGGAAAGAACGAAACUUAGCGAACCCUCACAGCAAGCGAGUGAAGGGGAAGACGACCCAGCAGGUACGGACGGGGGUGCAACGCUCCGAAGGGGGGGUAAGGGCGUGAGGCGGUAUGAGGACGCCGAUGGCGCGAGCUCUGUCAAUACCGACAUUAAAGAAAACCAAGGAGGCCAUCAGGGCAAGAGGGCUUACUUCUACAACUUCAAACAACAGAGCAGCCCAGCAGUCAUAGAGGCAGUGAGUACCAAGAGGUUUCCUACUUUCGAAACCCUGCUCAACGAGCUCACAUCCAAGUUUCAAUUAGACAAGGGUGCUAAUUUUGUGUACCACUGGCCGAGCACAACUCAAAUAUCCUCUGUUAAUGACUUUGAUCUUGGGGGGACGUACAUUGUCGCAAGCACUGCAAUGAAAAGAAGUCAGAUUGAUGCGGUGUAUGGGAAACUCGGUCCCAAAAGUUGGCAUAUUGGGAAGGUCCAGCAUAAUGAUUCUCCCUUGAUGCGGAACCCUCUGUCAGAAGAACGAAGUCCAGUAGUUGGCCAACAAUCUUCAGGCAACAAGAAGCCUCUCAUCGUCUGGCUGGUUUGUAACUCGACGCAGAAGAGGAGGAAGACCUUCCUCCAGCCGACGAGAUAUUUUGAAGACUUAUUGGCAGGGGAGAUAACUGAUGCAGUCGACUUGGAAUUUCCACCUGCAUGUGCCUUGUACUACUUCAAUAAAGACUUCCUCGGGGAGGAGAUAUGCAGUUUAAGUCAACUUGUUCGAGAACACCGGCGGAAUGACGCAAUUCUGGUUUGCGGGAGGGAGAAGGUCCCUGCCGACUGGGUUUUCCGCGGAUCGCCGCCCUACUCCAGCGACAUCUACAGACCGCCUCUCAGACCAAGGCCAAAAUACGCCAUAGGCGCCGAUUCCGCCCCACCCCGAGUAGACAUGAUGCAGAUGAACGGCAACAGCUCCCCCAGGUCAAGCGGCGUCCAAAACGGUAUCCCAGCCUUGAACAGAUAUGACACUGUCAAAGUUAAAAUAAAUGGCCGCAGACGAGGUAUGGAAAAGGCACAGCCAAAUGGUACACAAGCACAGCACGAGGGCACUUCGACGAGUUCACGCACACAGUUCUACCCUUCGUACCACGACAUUGAGGAUGAACUGGGUAAACCGGACAGAAAACUCAUGCUGCAGUGGGUUUACGGCUACAGAGGAAAUGACCGGCACAAGAACCUAGAUAUACUGGACACGUCUGAGUUGGUGUACUACGUUGCAGCAGUCGUUGUCAUCUACGACUGGCACAACCACAGUCAGCGCUUCUACACUGGCCACAACGAAGACAUCACGUGCCUGACUGUCCACCCACACCAAAACAGAGUGGCCACCGGCCAGAUGCAAGGACGAGGCUCGGGCAAUGGGGCUCAUAUUCGGAUCUGGGACGUAGAUACUCUGUCAACAAUCACACUGAUUGGACUUGGGGUCUUUCAAAACGGAAUCACGUCUAUUUCCUUUACAAAUAGUACGUUGCAACAAGUGGACAAUGACCUGAUGAUGGUGAUUGACGACAGUUUUCGGCACACGAUGACCAUCUGGGACGUGCAGGCUGAGCGGAUGCUGACCAAAACAACGGUCUUAGCAGCGAAGACUAACACAGAGACAGUGACAGGGGGAUGCUUCUACCCCUUUGAAGAUGACAUCCUCAUCACAUAUGGACGGCAGCACCUGUACUUCUGGAGACUCGACUGGGAACACGACCGAACUCCAUACACAAGAAUACUCAGAGACAAACUCAGCGGGUAUUCAGAGGAUGAUAUACCGACCCAUUUCACUGCGAUAGCGUUCUCGCCAUCUGGUGAGGUCAUCACCGGCGACUCCAACGGCUCCAUCAUGAUCUGGGCCCGUGACAAUGACAACAUCUUCAGCCUCAACCGGUCUGACUCCGAGAUCAACAUGCAUCAGUUCCCCAUCACCUACCUAGCGAUGUUGCCAGAUGGGAUGAUGCUGUCUGGGGGAGGCAGUGAGAUGUUCCUCUGGGACACAAGGAACAGAUUCAAAAACCCACAGAGGAUACAGGUUAACAUGAAUGGUAACAUCCAGGCGAUAGUUCCCAGCUUCGCCAACUUUGAGGAUGGUCUCAUUUUCUUGGGCAGUGACAAGAACUGCAUCCUCCAGGGACAUCUGCACGAGAAGUUCUCUACCAUUGUUCAGGGUCACAGCGGGGAUAGUGUGUCCAUCGCCGUUCACCCCAGAGAAUAUAUGCCUCAUGGAAAGGCAAAGGAAUACCACUUCGUCACCGCAGGAAAGGAUUUGGUCGUCAAGUGGUCUGCUUCACAACGAAUACCUAUCUGGAAGACCAAGAUCGAGGGGGAGAAAUGCUCGGCUGUUGCUGUUGAUCAUCGAGAUCGGAUGGUUGCCUUAGGAACAAAGUCUGGUAAGGUCAUCAUCCUGAACGACACGAACAGAGGCCGAGAGGAGAACACGAUAGUGAUAGGCGCCAAGAAGGUCAACACUGUGGCUUUCUCUCCAGAUGGGGUGCGGCUGGCGAUUGCUGUUGACGAUGGCUACUUGCACAUCUGUUCUGUGGAGAGGGGAUCCCUGGGGCGUCUCCACGCAACAUCAAACGUGCAUGGUCUGUCGAUGACGAACAUUGACUGGUCUCUCGACUGCAAGUUCCUGCAGACAUCUUCCACAGAUUUCCAGGUGUUCUUCUGGUCUGCGGACAAAAAACCAAAGGUAAUACCAGGCCACAAAGCGAGGGAUGCAGAAUGGGUGACCCACAAAGCCCUGGUGUCACACUCUAUACUAGGACCUUGGCAGCACCUCGACGCAGGGGAGACAAUCAAGGCAGUUGAUCGCUCAAACGGCCGACAAAGGGAUUUACUGGUGACAGGAGACAGUAUGGGGAGAUUAAGACUCUACAAAUACCCAUGUUCCACCUCAGAGAGCGAGUACCGAGGCACCAAGGUAUACUCCGGCGCAAUGAACUCAGUCAUGUUUUCCGCCGACGACUUCUUCGUCUUCAGUUCCGCCUCCAGCGUCGCCAAAAAACGACCUGAAGAAUCAUCUGGGAAUCAUGCAGUGGGCUGUCACAGAAGCCGACGCCCAGGUGGACCAGAGUUACUACAAGUCCCAUUACAACCCCUACCAUCGCCACCAUCAGUACUACCCGCCCCACCCACACUACCCCAGCCCUUAUUAUUACAAUCAGCACCACCCAUACUACAAGCGGUACCAGUGAGAAGACUGGCAUGGGACCUCAUCGUCAAGUUCCUCCAAGAUUGUAUUCACACGCAACGGCAGCCCAAAUCAUGGGUCGUUUCACAAAGAUAAUCGUAACUCCCAUACUUUAAUAUAGACUUGAGACUGUGGUCUAGCGACUAUCACUUUGUGCCCAGUAUAUUCUUGUCAUGUGCCAGUCUAUCUCGAGAAAGCACGUUUUUCAAUGCUGUCAGCCAGAAUCCCAGUAUAAAUGACGAUCCUUACCUUCAUACUUACGAUAUGACCAAUACACAGAGAACAAGAUAUUACCUUUAAAAAUCAUAAAUUAAUUCCUCCUUACAAGUUAAAAUUUAAGGAUCUUCUUUGUAUUGAUAAAAGGACCCAUAAAGUCUAUCGAGGGCAUUUGUCAGGUGGGGAAUUUGCGACCAAUAUUUUUAUAUGUACAGUUUCUUCAUAGUUCAGCUGCUUUGAUCCCCAAACACUAAGAAACCUCCACCAGAGAUCCAAAUCCGAGUCAUGGAUGAAAACUCUUGACAAUUACACCCAACUGCAAGCCCAACUUUCUAAGACAUUCUUGGGAACAUUCCAUGACGUUUAUGACCAUCUCCGCCUCUGAGCACCAUAACGCAUGACUGCGGGAUGUCUUUUGCCGGUAUGUGUCGAGAUCUGUUAUGACAGAACGCUCCAACAGAUGUGUUUGCUUUCUGAAGUAAAAUAUGAGUAGCCCCAUUCCAUAUGUGUAACUACAUUCCAAAACAUGAGUUCUCGGCUCUCUUGACGACAGCAAUGUGUACAAGAGCUCUACUUACACCUUUUAGCGGGGCGUUUGAUUGGUUAACUAGAGGUUAAAGCCUUCGCUCGUCGAACCCUAGUCCGAUUCCCCCACAUCCGAUUGUGAAGCCCAUUUCAGGUGUCCCCCCGCCGUGAUAUUGCUGGGAUAUUCCUAAAAGCAGCGUAAAAACAACUCAUUCACCGAAUACCGUUUAGCUUAAACUAAUUUACAGGAUCUGUGCCAUAACAUGGUUUUGGUCCUCCAACUAACCUGCGCAAAUGUGAAGGGUAGGCUGGACUUUCCGCUAAAUUUGUUUUGUAAAACGGGUCCAGGUUAAAAACGUGACUAUGAUUCUUGUUAAAACAGUAUCGCUGUAAAUGUAUGUUUGCUUUAAUUGUCUUAUAUUUCGCUUCUGCAGAUCACCCCUCAAGCUGUAAUCAAAACGGUUUUUAGACUCACAGCUGCCGUAUGUUCAUAGGUAAAUUGAUGAUGUCCCCUAAAUCGAUACAUUGAGCUUUCCUGGGAUUUGUCAGUAUACACGAAUACCAUUCGUCACCACUCGAUCCCUCCCUUCACCUGCAAGAGUUCUUGUGCCCCCUUUCGAGGAAUGUAAUGUUUGAAAAUAAAAGGAACCAGUCAGAAUUCGCGCAUGACUUCAAGAACUUCGGUCAAAGAAACCAUCAAGAAUAAUGUUCAUUUAACAAAGGUUUUUAUCGAAAAACAUGCCCCAGACACAAGGGAUGUGUUCAACCAUAUCGCAUAUUAGUUAAGUCCAAUACAUCAGAUAUAUGUCAUCUGCAAUAUAUAUGACAAACGAGAAGUAUCCGUUGUAAGUAGUCCCAAUUCAUUUAGCUAUGCCCGUUUGCGCUUAGACAGAACUCAGUCGCGAAAAUAGCCACGAGAGGGGCACGAGUAGUUAACCGGCUUGUUGGUAAAAGAUAACACGUAUAUUUUCCGGCUCCUAAACACAAGUGACUCAUCAGUCUAAACAUGUCGCCACGGUUAGCACCAUCUCAAAGUCAGAACGAAGUCAUGCCAUCUUCGAGAUUUUAGAACACCCAAGACACCAAAUGAAAUAAAAUCUAAAAACGGAAACCAAGAUUUUCAUCCUCACAAUUGCCAUAACAGAAUCCGCCCAAAGAUGAACGGUGUUCUUUCGUGCUGAUUGUCCUGCGAUAAGAAUGCAGGAAUUUUAAUCUCUUUUGUACACCAAACUUCAACAUUUGUAUAUUACAGCACUGAAUGUAUCUGAAUGCAUACAAAAGCCAGCUGGUGCCUUAGGUUUUGUACAUAGUAAAGUGCCUUCCGUAGUAGCCUUGUAAAAAGCUUUCUCCUGUACGCUUUGUCGUAAUGCACGAGUAUAUGUUUCAAAUACAAGUAGGAAUUUGAUUUUCAAUCUACCGUAAAUCCUUGAAUCAGCGCCUUUUAUAAUUCAGAGACGUCCCACGCCCGGCGUCUGUUCAAAGCAUGUCAAUAUUUUUAAUUACGGAAACACUUCCAUUUCCAAGACUGGACAUGUUAUUUGGAUAAAACGCGUUUGUUUUGGUAUUUUUCUUGUUUGUAGUAUACCAGUUUCGCGUUAAUGAGCUCCUAAAGGGAUGAUUUAAAGGUUUUUUUACUUAUUAUUCAAGGCAAGCGUUUACUCUACUCAUAGCAAGCCCGUCAGACCGGGUGUUUAUUUUAAUCAUCUAUUCAAGGAUUUACGGUACAUGCAGUGGACUUCGUUGUUGAAUAGCUCUGUCAAAUUUACAGCAAGUCAGAAGUUGUGAUUUUGCACAUGACGUUCAGUGUGUCUCUAAAACAGACUCAUUGGUUAUCCAUUCCGCGACAGUUAAUUUAUUUCCCAACAUAAUAUUUUCAGGAAUAAAUUCCAUCGAGCUGAUACCAUGUUAUUUAUAUGACUUCAUUGAUUCAUAGGUAAAACAUGCCUUACUGUAAUUAUUACUUCAUCCCUCGUGCCUACCUUAUAUACAGCUGUAUAGACUUCGUCACAUAUUGAUAAGAUAUUGUUUUCUUAGAAGUGUAAUAUAUUAUCAUCGUGUUUGUAAAUAUGUGUGUCAAUGAUUUAUGUAAAUAUAUGUAAUAUGUAUGUGUGUAUUCGACAGCACGUUUAAUCUCGCCCAGGUUCAUUAUCAAACACGUUGUCGUGGUAUUUCUGAAGACGUUGUUAACAUUAUAUACUUUUAAGAAUUUGUAAAUAUGCAAAUAAACCGAAGUUAUAUAUUUAAUAGAUAUAUAGUUAUUUAGUUAGAAGAUCAUUUCAAUUUCGAGAGGCCCAUUCGUCCAAGGCGCCGCAAUUAGCUGUUCAGAGAGUUGCGUCCCUUGGACAUGCCAGAAGCCUAUGAUUCCAGGUAUAUAUUACCCAAACGAGCUGGUUGUCUGAAAAUAUUCGAGGUUUGAUAAGUUACCACAACAGCUGGUCAUUCGUGAUGGUGAUAGCGGUCCUUUCAAAACAUGUAUCAUAAAUAUAAAAUUGACAUUAUCCUCGGAAAACACAAGGUUCAAUUUUCAUUUAAAUGUAUCCGCUGCUCGCUUCCUAUACAUGCAAUGGACGGAGUUUAUCUGAUUAAAACUGAUAAUUGUGAUUAGUAAUGUAACUGCGAAUCACCCUGUUGAACUGUACAUAAAUGUGUGUAUACUGUCAUCACCAUUUGUGAUUAUUUAUUCAUAUCUAUUCAUAUACACGUGGAACAAUAUCAUGACAACUUUUAUUUAUUCAUUUAUUUAAUAUUUUUGUAGCCACGUUUGAUAUUAACGAUCUCAACUCUUGCUCUGUCAAAGACAAUGCACUUUAAAGGAUUUUACAGGAAUCCGUCGAGUGGCGGGUGCUACCGAUAGGGCAGGAUGUGCUAACCGUUCGUAAACCAAAGGGGAUAACUCUGAACAUAUAACCAACCCACUUACCACUAAACAAUUCUUAAUUCAACUCGUGUUCUCCUCUCAGGAGAAAAUAAGGUUAAAAAUACAUACUAGAGGGAAUGUUUACGCAAUAGUUACCUGAUUUUCAGUGAUCUACUCAUGUAAUUUACACCGCUAUUAUGAUUCCAAAGUUGAAUGGAAUCCGUUUCAAACAUAAUUGAGACUGGUUAUCCCCUGUCCUUGAAGCUUUAUAUUUAUAUAACAUGAAAGUGGAAAUGAGAGACAAGAAAGGUCUUUCUUUCUCCAUUGCGAUGAAUUGUACUAAGCACUAUUUCCGGUAAUAACAUUUCUUCCUAUACGACUCCUCCUGUGUAACAUAAAUGCAUAUUCCGUCCACAUCAAAAUGGCCCCAUAACUGGUAUCUCUGCUUACAGAAGACAGCAUGUGCAAUUCAGUGAUGUGUGAGUACACAUAUUUUCUUGCCAGUGCUUAUUGAAUUCAUUGUGUGAUGUUUCAAGGCUGUAGAACGCCACGUACGAUUAUUUUUCGACAAAUCAAAUAUUAUAAGCAAUAUCACUCCUUAUAUUAAUAAAUAAUGUGCGUUUAGGAAAUCUGUGAUAGUAUAAAUCAUAUAUUGUUACAACUUGACACUAUGACUGUGAUAUUUUAAUAAAACAUUAGAAUUUA
Haliotis rubra (blacklip abalone) is the source of this 9222-nucleotide messenger RNA. Its product is annotated as echinoderm microtubule-associated protein-like CG42247. The transcript is spliced from 31 exons. NCBI's taxonomy places the organism in Eukaryota, Metazoa, Mollusca, Gastropoda, Lepetellida, Haliotidae. Gene Ontology annotation, cellular component: mitotic spindle. Gene Ontology annotation, biological process: intracellular signal transduction; microtubule cytoskeleton organization. The record is from RefSeq and is a predicted model, not a curated record. Gene Ontology annotation, molecular function: microtubule binding. The coding region runs from base 285 to 5015 and encodes 1576 amino acids.